AUGCAGGAGGGCUGGCCGUGCCGGUCCAUGAAGGCAUUUGUCCAGGGCUUUCUCUCUGCGCCCUGGCAUAGGGCGCCUGCUGUGCAGCGCCUGGCAUUGGAAUUGUCACUCAACGGAGCCGGCGAAGCCGUGGCAGAGCUUCUCAACGCGCUGCCGGCAUUGCGCUCCCUGCAGCUGGGGCCAAGCUGCAGUCUCGAUGCAGAUGUCCUGGCAUCGCUGGCGUCAGCGCAGGCCCUUGCACAGCUCACCUGCCUGGAGUUUGAGGGCGCCAGGGCAGAGACGUGGAGUUUGGCACCGCUGGUGUCCAGUGCCCGACAGCUCCAAGUACUGGACCUGAGCGACUCGGACUUCGGGGAUGCGGAUGCCCAGCAGCUGGCAGCCGCAAGUCUGGGGCCCUUGCUGCUUUCCCGCCUGGCCUUCAGGCGCUGCCGCUUGCGCACGCCUGCUGGUGCUGUGGCCGUGGCGAGGAUCCUGAACAGCUUCGGCAAGGUGCGGCACUUCAGCAUUCAGGCCAACGCCUGGCGCGCGGAGGCGCACCGCGCCUUUGCGGAGCAGCUCGCGGCCCCCGCGGCAGAGGGCCUGCUUUCACUGCAAGCUGGCUAUGGGGCCCAGCCCGUGCCAGAGGCCUUCUCCGAGCAAGGCAGGCGCCUGCACUUCCUCUCGCACUUCGGCGUCGGGCUUUGGCUCUCCGCGGUGCUGUUGCGCUUGGAGCGGUUGCAGGAGUUGAGGCUGGAGAGGUUGCCGGUGGGAGUCGUGACCUUCCAAAUCCUGCGGCGGCGUUUGAGGGAGCCGUUAGCAUUGCAGACGUUGAUCCUCUGGGGCUGCACUGGGCUUACGGAAUGGCAGGCCGGCAGGGAGCUCGCCGGGUUCCUGACCAACUGUCCGCACUUGGAACGCUUGGAUUUGGCCCAGUCCGACGCAACAGAGGCCUUCCUGCGGGAAAUCGAUUCCUUUCGGGACGCAUGUCCCGGUGACAAAAGGUGUGAGAGCUUGCUGCAAGCCAUCGACGUGGUGGAGGAGCGCCUGGUGAUGCCCAAGCUGCCACCACAGCUCAAGCAGCAGCUCUUCAAGACCCCGAAGCUUCGACAGCACCUGGCGAUGGCCUCAAGUCCCAGAGUCGAGAGAGAGAGCGAGCUCGAGGCCACGCAGGCGCAGAGUCUGCUGGAUCUGGCGGAGCUCUCCGGGCCGGACUCGGCAGGUGCAAACAACUAG
Molecule: messenger RNA, 1212 nt
Organism: Effrenium voratum
Lineage: Eukaryota; Dinophyceae; Suessiales; Symbiodiniaceae
Source: the annotation of a GenBank genome assembly